This is a messenger RNA of Papaver somniferum (opium poppy), 1236 nucleotides long. RefSeq names its product probable diphthine methyl ester synthase. Gene Ontology annotation, molecular function: diphthine synthase activity. The record is from RefSeq and is a predicted model, not a curated record. Lineage: Eukaryota; Viridiplantae; Streptophyta; Magnoliopsida; Ranunculales; Papaveraceae. Gene Ontology annotation, biological process: protein histidyl modification to diphthamide. Bases 173 to 1000 code for a protein of 275 amino acids. The transcript has 6 exons.
GGGUCUGUCAAUAGUAGAGUAGCUUAGGCGCCAAUAACAAUAGUCGAGUCUUCCUCAGUGCAGGGCAAACAGUGCAGGGUUUAGCUUGGCAGAAAACUAGGGUUUUGUUCUUCUUCAUCUCUCUCUCACCUCUGUGCGUUUCCUAAUUGACUGUCCUGAAAGUUAGAGAAAGAUGUUGUAUGUGAUAGGAUUGGGUUUGGGAGAUGAGAAGGAUAUAACUCUGAAAGGGUUAGAAGCUGUGAAGAAAUGUGAUAAAGUUUACAUUGAAGCCUAUACUUCGCUCCUUUCUUUUGGUCUCUCAUCUAAUGGUCUCUCUUCACUGGAAGAGCUGUAUGGUAAAUCCCUUAUAGUUGCAGACAGAGAGAUGGUUGAGGAAAAAGCAGACGACAUAUUGUCGGAAGCUCGUGAGUCUAAUGUUGCUUUCCUUGUUGUUGGGGAUCCUUUUGGAGCUACAACACAUACAGAUCUGGUAGUUCGAGCACAGAAAUUGGGGAUACAAGUCAAGGUGAUACACAAUGCUUCGGUAAUGAAUGCAGUUGGACUUUGUGGUUUACAACUCUACCGCUAUGGUGAGACAGUUUCAUUGCCGUUUUUUACCGACACAUGGAGACCCGACAGUUUCUAUGAGAAGAUUCAGAGUAACCGUGUACUUGGAUUGCAUACUCUCUGCUUAUUAGACAUACGUGUCAAAGAACCCUCACUAGAAUCCUUGUGCAGAGGAAAAAAGCAAUACGAACCUCCGAGGUAUAUGACAAUUAAUACUGCCAUUGAACAGUUGUUGGAGGUUGAGCAUUCACGUGGACAAGCUGCAUACAGUGAAGAAACCACUUGUGUUGGUUUAGCCCGUCUUGGAAGUGAUGAUCAGAUGAUAGUUGCUGGGUCAAUGAAAGAACUACUAGGUGUUGAAUUUGGAGCACCUCUACAUUGUCUUGUCAUAGUCGGGAAAACCCAUCCUGUGGAAGAAGAAAUGCUGGAAUUUUACAGUUUUAAGAAAGCAUAGAGAAGCUUACAGAAGGCAAAAAAAAUGAACCCCAACACUAUUCUGUGUUUUUGCUCCUUGAAGUCUGUCGUCCUCAUCAUUUCUCAAGUACCAUUUGUUGAACAGAUUUUGUCUAUUAGUUAUUGCUUGUACUAUAUUAUGAUGGUUGUUCAUUGAGAACAAGUUCUGGCAUGGUAUUUGAAUGAAGAAUUACCUUCUUUUAUAAUAGAAAAGUUGUUUUUCGAGCAUUGUAGUAA